AUGGUCCGUGCUUCAUUAUGGUUCGAUUUUAACCCUGACGUGUGUGCAGGGUUCCCUCUUAACCCUGACGUGUGUGCAGGGUUCCCUCUUAACCCUGACGUGUGUGCAGGGUUCCCUCUUAACCCUGACGUGUGUGCAGGGUUCCCUCUUAACCCUGACGUGUGUGCAGGGUUCCCUCUUAACCCUGACGUGUGUGCAGGGUUCCCUCUUAACCCUGACGUGUGUGCAGGGUUCCCUCUUAACCCUGACGUGUGUGCAGGGUUCCCUCUUAACCCUGACGUGUGUGCAGGGUUCCCUCUUAACCCUGACGUGUGUGCAGGGUUCCCUCUUAACCCUGACGUGUGUGCAGGGUUCCCUCUUAACCCUGACGUGUGUGCAGGGUUCCCUCUUAACCCUGACGUGUGUGCAGGGUUCCCUCUUAACCCUGACGUGUGUGCAGGGUUCCCUCUUAACCCUGACGUGUGUGCAGGGUUCCCUCUUAACCCUGACGUGUGUGCAGGGUUCCCUCUUAACCCUGACGUGUGUNCUGAGCACGCCAAAGCACCGUACAAAUUACGGCUGUUCUACGGCGACCGAAGCUUGAAACCAUCGUGGAAUAACACGGACUACACGGGCGUGACACACGUAACCUUCCACCCCAUGUACGAUUAUCGUAACUAUCACUCCGACGUCGCGGUGCUGACCCAUGCAGAGCCCGUGGUGGGACGUACGGCCGUGACGCUGCCGUCCUCGAGGGAGACGUACGAGGGCAGCACGGUCAUGGUGCUGAACAGCAGCAUGGGGAAGACCUCAGCCCUCCCCUCCGCGCGGGUGUUGGGGAGGACGCAAUGCAGUGAACGGCUGGGGAGGCGCGUCCUACAGCAGGAGAUGUGUCUUGAGACCCACAACCCCAGCUUCCCCAAGUGUAUGGAGGCAGGGGGCGCCGUGGUCGCGGGGGUCCCCGUCGCCCCCGUCCUCGUGGGGAUCAUGGCGGGCGCCCCCGCCCCCCGCUGCGGCAAUACGUCGCCCCGCGUCGCGCUGCGCGUCGGUGACGUCAUGAAGUUCAUUGACCUGGCGACCCACGCUACGUCGUGACACUUGAGUCGCCAUGUGGGGUGACACUUGAGUCGCCAUGUGGGGUGACACU
Molecule: messenger RNA, 1126 nt
Organism: Hyalella azteca
Lineage: Eukaryota; Metazoa; Arthropoda; Malacostraca; Amphipoda; Hyalellidae
Exons: 6
Coding region: 1-1074 (357 amino acids)
Biological process (GO): proteolysis
Molecular function (GO): serine-type endopeptidase activity
Source: RefSeq, a predicted model, not a curated record